GGGAAACCCAAGAACGAUGGUGCAAAAAAUGCUCAAUGCCGAUGCAAAUCUUUGGCGUUGGCCGUACGAUUUGGCUCUAUAAAAGGGGGCAUGGAGCUGAGACACUGAAGUAAGGCAAGCAGGACAAGGCAAGCACCAGGCAGAGCAAGCAGCUUAAGCCACAGCGAGCCAUAUAUAUGGAGUGUGCCCAGUGCGGUGCAUGGUUCACCGUCCCGCGGGGCGCGAGCAGCGUCCAGUGCGCGCACUGCCACGGGGUUACGCGUGUCGAACGUCGCGGCGCCACCGGCUUCGUCAGGGGCGUGUUCCCCAACAUAGGCUGGGGCGGCCGCACGAGGCCGCAGCCACCGGCGGCGGCGCCGCCCAGACUGUCCGUCUACCCGCCGGUUCACGGUAAUAAGCGUGCCCUGUUGGUGGGCAUCAACUACGCCGGAAGGGAGGACGAGCUGCCCGGCCCCAACAACGACGUCAAGUGCAUGAGCUUCCUGCUCAACCUCAAGUACGGUUUCCCAAACGACUGCAUCCUCAUCCUCACCGAUGAGGAGCGCGACCCGCACAGGAAGCCAACAAGGUCCAACAUCCUGCUGGCGAUGCGAUGGCUGGUGCACGGCUGCAGCUCCGGGGACUCCCUCGUGUUCCACUUCUCCGGCCACGGCACGCAGGCGGAAGACCAAGACGGCGACGAGCUGGACGGCCAGGAUGAGGCCAUCUGCGCGCUCGACGGGAUCAUCCUGGACGACGAGAUCAACGAGGCCAUCGUCCGCCCGCUCCUGCCCGGCGUCAAGCUCCACGCCAUCAUCGACGCCUGCCGCAGCGGCACCGUCCUCGAUCUCCCCAACCUUUGCGACAUAAAAAAAAACGGGAAACCCCAGUGGAAGGAUCACAGUCCUCCCACGGGGGCCUGGAAGAAGACGAGCGGCGGUCACGCGAUCCUGAUCAGUGGCUGCAGGGACGAUGAAGAUUCCAACGAUGGUUACGGCGACGAUGAGUCGAUGGUCAUGGGAGCACUGACGUACAGCUUCGUGGUGGCGGCGUGGUUCGCGCAUCGCCCGCCCACGUACGGCCAGCUGCUUGCCACGACCAAGGCAAUCAUCGCUGACGUCAACGGGGACAGCCGGAUAAACUCCAAGCUCCCCGCGCCCAUCUGCGCGCUUGUCCGCAAGGUCGUCAACUUUAACAACGUGCAGAUGCCUCUGCUGUCUUCUUCAGAGAAGUUCGACAUCAACCGGAAGACAUUUGUGCUAUAAAUUAACCAUGCGCGCGCUUCUAGAGCCUACUGCAGCAAUGCCAGCUUAAUGCUCGUUGAAUAAUUUCCAUCUUGUUAGACUUUUCAACAAGGUGACCGGUGUGCAAAUAAAACUAGGCGUCGCAGGACUAGUUCCUUGUCGUAGGCCUACUUACAGGGCUGCUACCCAACAACAAACACUCGUAGCAUAUACCCUGGAAUGUAACCUACUCUUUCAAAAUCGUGUUCUAAUUUGGAGUUUACUUUGAAUAAUUUCUAUA
Messenger RNA from Brachypodium distachyon (stiff brome), 1503 nucleotides. RefSeq names its product metacaspase-1. The coding region runs from base 177 to 1244 and encodes 355 amino acids. Gene Ontology annotation, molecular function: cysteine-type endopeptidase activity. Gene Ontology annotation, biological process: proteolysis. The transcript has 3 exons. NCBI's taxonomy places the organism in Eukaryota, Viridiplantae, Streptophyta, Magnoliopsida, Poales, Poaceae. The record is from RefSeq and is a predicted model, not a curated record.